Messenger RNA from Ostreobium quekettii, 510 nucleotides. The record is from the annotation of a GenBank genome assembly. Lineage: Eukaryota; Viridiplantae; Chlorophyta; Ulvophyceae; Bryopsidales; Ostreobiaceae.
AUGGAGACCUUCCUGAAAGUCGUGAGCGACAUCGAGGCCGCCCAGGCAGCCGGCAAGAAAGUCAGCCCAGAGCUGAUCGCCGCGGGGGCCGUCGCGCUCGCGCGGAUGCGCAGGGCGGAGCGGAAGCGGAACAGGGAGGCCCCGGAAAGGCCGGAGCCGCCGUCGCCGCUGCCGUACGAGGCCGCGCAGCGCGAGCUGCACGAGUUGCGGUACAGCGUGGGGUUGACAAGGAAGGAGGCCGAAGAGCUUGAGGGAGGGACUGGGGCAUCCAACGUGGGGCGGGUGGAAGACAAGAUUGGCGAGGUCAGGACCCAAGAGGAGGAGCUAGAAAAGGUGAAGGAGCUGAAGGAGAAGUUGAGAGUGCUGAGGACCACCAUGGAGGCCAAGAGGCGGCGCCUGCAUGCUGUGGAAGGGAGUAUGUCAGGAUGGGUAAAGACAGGCUGCAAGCUGGUGGCCGUUGAAAAGCAGCACAAGGGUGUGUGGGAGAAAAAGGGUCAAAGCCAGAACUAG